Messenger RNA from Salvia splendens (bonfire salvia), 1399 nucleotides. RefSeq lists its product as uncharacterized. The record is from RefSeq and is a predicted model, not a curated record. The coding region runs from base 767 to 1243 and encodes 158 amino acids. The transcript is spliced from 3 exons. Lineage: Eukaryota; Viridiplantae; Streptophyta; Magnoliopsida; Lamiales; Lamiaceae.
AGCUAGAGAGUUGCCCUUGUUGCAAAAUCUCAUUGAUCGAGCCAAUGAGAAAGGAUGGAGUCGUGAAUAUCCUUUAAUGCUAUGUGGGAAACUAGGUUUUAAGCUUUUGGACAUAGCAUAUGAUUGUCAAUAUGGAUAGUUAGAAUCAUACAUACAAUUUCCAGCAGAAAACAUUGGCCUUGUUAGGUCCUCAUUUAGAACGAUAACAAAUUUGAAGAAAAGUUCAACUUGCAAGGUUUAAACUACAUAGUCCGAUGGUAACUAACUCAAGUUGAAUGCCUGUGUUUUCAUUUUAUUCAAAGAAAUUAUAAUAUGAUUGUUAGAUUAACAUGGGUAUUAUCUUAAACAGAUUUCCAACUCAAAAAGGACGUCUUCACUUCUGUUAUAAAUAAAUGACAAAACUGGCCAAUUUUUCCAACUUAUCCUGCAGUUACACCACAUUAUGUUAUGGAAGGGUGAUAUAAAAUCCAAUAUAAAUUAUGUUUCAGUUUCUGUAUGUUUAUAGGGAUUUAGACAUGUGUAUGAAUGCUGCCAGAUAAAAAUACUCCGUACCAUUUAUUUUCUGGUUUCUACUAUGAAUUGACUUUACUUCACAUGCCACACAUCAUCCUAAUGCUUUUCUGCCCUCCACUCUUGUUAUGCAUUCUUGGAAGGAACAAACCAUUGUUAGGAUUCUCUGUUUGUUGGCCUUGACUCUAUCUUUGCUACACUUUUUGAGUACCUGAAGAAGAAAAGGAGUCUACAAACUCCAUCAGAGGUAUAAAAAAUGAUAGAAAAUGUUCCUAGAGUCAUUCCUGAUCGACACGAGCUUCAUCCCAUUUCCGAUGAUAUUGUCAAUGACAUAAGAAUUGAUAAAGACUCUCCUAAAUCAAUCCUCCGGUGUUGUUCCUCUGUUACUAUGCAGGAUGACAAAGAAUCAGAAGAGAAGACUCUUCGUCAUUGCAAUGCAUCUCCUCCCGCAAGAAAGCAGUCCAUAUUCAUAGGGUCUGACUCCGAACCUGAGGAAGACGACAUAACCAUCAGAAAGGCAUCGCAACCCACUGCUGAGCCAAGAAAACAUAAACUGGAGGGAGAAGAAUUGGGUAUGUGCUCCCAUGAGACAACGCCUCAUGAGCCGGCUACAAGAAGCAGCGGGCACAUUGCUGCAGGCACGGCUGUUGUUGAGGUGAUAAACGAUGAUGAAAGCUCAGAUGAGGGCGAGACCACUACAGCUGUUCACAAAGAUGAUAAUUCUGAUGACUAGUAUGCAUUGAAAUUCUAGGUGUGGAAGGAAGUGUAUGAACAACUCUGUGAAUACUGUGAGAUGGAUUUAGCUCCCUUCUAACUCGGUAUGUUAUGAUCGUCUAAUGUUGGUUUUUGGAAUGGAAAACUUGAUUUUCUCUUUUUGUUUAGUGCAAAA